Messenger RNA from Mercurialis annua (annual mercury), 3228 nucleotides. RefSeq lists its product as uncharacterized. NCBI's taxonomy places the organism in Eukaryota, Viridiplantae, Streptophyta, Magnoliopsida, Malpighiales, Euphorbiaceae. The record is from RefSeq and is a predicted model, not a curated record. The transcript has 10 exons. Bases 142 to 3045 code for a protein of 967 amino acids. Gene Ontology annotation, biological process: signal transduction.
CAUUUGCAAGUUUUUCAAAAGAAAAAAAUACAUUAUAGACGAACGAAAUACCUGGAGCCGUUAAAUUAAAUUAAUUGCCCGACAAAGAGUUCAAGCUAGUUUGGUUCCUUAUACAUUAUAAAUUCAAUCAAUAGAGUGGAAAUGGGAGAAGAUGAGAGAAUUUCAAGAAGAGCAGUGGUGUUAAAUUUUCCAGCAAACGAUGACGAAACGACAUCGUCUUCUUCUCUUUCCCCUCCGUUAAAGGCGCCUCCACGAAGAUUGCGACGGCAUCUUCUACUUGCCGAGGCUAAAACCCCUCUCUCAGCCCAACAUAUUGAGGCUAAGCUCAAAGAGGCGGAUCUCCGUCGCCAGGCUAAGAGAGAAAAGGAAGAGGAUUUCAGACAGAGAAGAAGCGAGGUCAGCCACCUCCAUGUUGAUUCAAAAUUGAUUAAUGAGCAACCGCGGCUUUCCAGAAUGUUACCACGGUACGGGAGGCGCUUUGUGGAAAUGAAGAAAACUACCAUCUCUUUGGCAAGAGCUUACUUAUCUUUAGAGAUCAAUGAAGAAUCUGUUAAAUCAAUGUCAUUUGAGCAGCUUGCUACAUGUAUAGAGUCCUCAAUGACCGUCAAGACUGUGGGAGCUUUGGUCAAACGUCUGGAAUCUUGCCUCAGACUAUCAGAAACAAUUGGGGGUAGUCAAUACAUUCCACAGAACAUUGAUCACCUUCUUAGGAAUACUAUUGAAAGAGGAGCAAGAACAGUGAAGCCUAUUGAAGAGGAAGCACAAACAUCUGUAAAUAUUUCAAGGUAUCCCGUCAAAGUAUUAUUAUGUGCUUAUAUGAUAUUAGGACACCCAAAUGUAGUUCUUAAUGGACAGAGUAGGCACGAGAAUACUCUUACUGAAUCUGCAGGUAAUAUGGUCCGAGAGUUUGAGCUUUUGGUCAAAACUGUAACCCAUGGCCCCAUUAAAACUUCAGAAGAGGCAAUAACUUCUUCGUUUCAAAACCAAAAGACUUUCAGAUCUCAGCUGGAAGCUUAUGAUAAAGCAUGGUGCCCUUACCUGCAUCAGUUUGUAGUGUGGAAGUUAAAGGAUGCUAAACUGUUAGAGGAUGAUUUGAUAAGAGCUUCCUGCCAGCUUGAACUCUCUAUGAUGAAAACUUGCAAGCUGACUUUAGGGGAUGAUGGAGGUCGUUUUCAUUAUAAGGAGGCUAUCAAGAAGCAGGGUCUCGAUGAGCAAAAUCUUCUGAGGGAAAAUGUGCAGCAUAUUAGUGGUAGUGCUGGUCUUGAACAUCUAGAACAUGCACUUGCUGAAGUUCGGUCUAAAUUUAUUGAAGGCAAGGAAUCUGGGAGUCCAUCAGAAUAUUCUACAAAUUCUUCUGCUUCUGGUCUAACUGGUCCAUUGAAGGGACCAGCAAUUCCCAUAUCCAUGGAACCAAUUAUUGUAACUGAAGGCUGCCAAGCUUCUGGUAGCACCAUAAACUCAUCUGAUCAUUCUUUGUCAAGCAGAGAAAAUGGUCCUUCUCCGAGAAGUAUCACCAAUAGCAAUCAGAGCUCUGAUUCGACUUUGCGUAUUGAGAAUGAAUUACUGGUAAACGAAAUUAUCCAUGAACAUCAUCACCGAGUCACAGAUAAUCUUAAUGCUGUGGAUAGAGAUCAGAACACUGUUAAGGAAAAAGUCAGAGAGACAAUGGAAAAUGCAUUUUGGAAUGGUGUUAUGGAAUCCAUUAAACAAGACAAGCCUGAUUUUAGCUGGAUUCUUAAACUCAUGAAGGAAGUUAGGGAUGACUUAUGUGAGAUGUCUCCUCAGAGUUGGAGACAGGAGAUUGUUGAGACUGUUGAUGUAGAUGGGCUUUCACAGGUGUUGAAAUCAGGCAUUAUAAAUAUGGAUUAUCUUAGAAAGAGUUUAGAGUUUGCAUUGGUCACUAUAGAAAAACUCUCUGCUCCAGCAAAUGAUGAGGAGAUAAAAAGCUCCCAUAAUAAAUUACUAAGAGAACUAGAAGAGACAUCUGAAGCUGGAGAUAAAUCAAGCUCCUCAUUUUCCCUUUUAAUGAUUAAAGGUUUACGCAAUGUCCUACGGGAGAUUCAGGAUCUUAAGAAAGAAAUCAGUAAAGCUCAUUUGAAAUUUGUGGAGCCAAUUAUCAAGGGAUCUGCUGGUCUGGAAUAUCUAAAAAGAGCUUUCUGCGAUAGAUACGGGCCACCUGCUGAUGCUUCACCUUCUCUAAUAUUAACGAAGCAAUUGCUUUCCGCAAUUCUUCCGACUGCAGAGCAGGAGUGGAAUGAGUACAAGGAUUCUCUAUUGGGUCUUGCAAGUGACACUGGGUCUACCCAAGUGAUACCAAAAACGCUUCGAACCGGUGGCACCAUUACAGUAGCAUUAAAAGCUGUAUCUUCAGAUACAGGUUGUGAUCAACCAGAAUGCAAGGGAGAAAGGAUGGAUAUGUUUGUGAGGCUCAUCCUGUUAAAACUCGUGAGUGGGAUGCAAGGGCUGACUUCGGAAGCUCUGCCUGAAACAGUUAAACUCAAUCUUUCCAAGCUCAGAGUUGUCCAAUCACAAUUUCAGAAAAUUAUAGUUAUCUCUACCAGCAUGUUGAUCCUCCGACAGAUGUUUGUGACUGAGAAGUUAGUGACCAACUUUCUGGACGUGGAAAAAACUAUAUCCGAGUGCACCAAGCAACUAUCUGAGCUGUUGGACCAUGUCAAUGAUGCAGGAAUAUCAGAAAUAGUUACCGUAGUAAGUGGGGCAUUAAAAGGUGGUAGUUCUAUGAUUGAUACUGAUAAUCACCAAGCGAAGCAAAAGAUUAUCAAAAGCAUGUUACAGAAGAGCUUGCAGGCUGAGGAUGCAAUAUUUGCACACGUGUCCCAUUGUGCUUAUCUAGCUCUGAGAUGCGCGGUUCUCGGAGGGAGUGGGUAUAAAGGAAGGCAGCUGGUGGUGACAGCUCUUCAGCGGAUCGGAGCAGCAGUUGUUGCAGAUAGUGUAAUGGAAGCUGCUGAAAUUCUAAUUGUGAUGGCAACUGUUUCAUGCAGUGUUCAUGGAGCAUGGUACGAAGAACUGCUCAAGUCUAUGUAAUUUGUUGAGACUGUAAAUUUCUGUAACAUAUGUAUUUGAAAUUCUUUGAGUCACGGGUAAUAUCACAGAGCAGUUUGAUUGAAAUUAAAGAGUGUUGUAAUUUUUAUUUUUAUUUUGAAUCAUGUUGUAAAUUUAUUUUGUUGAAUGAAUAUUAAUAUGUUUUUGGUUGCGCGUACAGAACAA